CGAGGGGCCUGGGCGGGAGCCGGGGCUGAGGCGGGGGAGGGAAGGCGGGGCCGCGGCUGGCCCGCCCCCGUCGGCCGCUGCCGCCUCGCGCCAAAAUCAAACCCGGAGACCCGCCGGCAGGUGAUCCCGCGCCGGGCCAGGUCAAGGCGAGGUUGGCGCGUCGGCGCGAGCUCAGCGCGCACCUGUGGCCACUUCCCCGCCCGACGCACCCUGGGCCACCAGCAGCCGAGCAUGGCCACCCCGCCCAAGAGAAGCUGCCCUUCUCCCUCCACCAGCUCCGAGGGCAGCCGCAUCAAAAAGAUCUCCAUCGAAGGGAACAUCGCUGCAGGGAAGUCAACUUUUGUGAAUAUCCUCAAACAAGUCUGUGAAGAUUGGGAAGUGGUGCCUGAACCCGUAGCCAGGUGGUGCAAUGUUCAAAGUACUCAAGAUGAAUUUGAGGAACUAACAACGUCUCAGAAAAGUGGUGGCAACGUUUUGAAGAUGAUGUACGAGAAACCCGAGCGGUGGUCUUUCACCUUCCAGUCCUACGCCUGUCUCAGCCGUGUGCGAGCUCAGCUGGCUGCUCUCAAUGGCAAGCUCAAAGACGCGGAGAAGCCAGUGUUGUUUUUUGAACGAUCUGUGUAUAGUGACAGGUAUAUUUUUGCGUCAAAUUUAUAUGAGUCUGACUGCAUGAAUGAAACAGAGUGGACAAUUUAUCAAGACUGGCAUGAUUGGAUGAAUAACCAGUUUGGCCAAAGCCUUGAAUUGGAUGGAAUCAUUUAUCUUCGAGCUACUCCAGAAAAAUGCUUGAACAGGAUUUAUUUACGGGGAAGAAAUGAAGAACAAGGCAUUCCUCUAGAAUAUUUGGAGAAGCUUCACUCUAAGCAUGAAAGCUGGCUGUUGCACAGAACUCUGAAGACCAACUUUGAUUAUCUGCAGGAGGUGCCUAUCUUAACCUUGGAUGUGAAUGAAGAUUUUAAAGACAAACAUGAAAGUAUGGUUGAAAAGGUCAAAGAAUUUUUGAGCACCCUGUGAUCUUGCCGAAGGCUGCAUUUGGCCCUGCUGGAGUCCAGUGACUCAGCUUUGUGUAUCUUCAUAGCUCUGUGUUCAUACAGGUCUUCAGGAAACCCAAGUUUCUAACCAUUUUUAUUCCAAGAAAAAGGUAUCCACACUUGUUUUAUGACCUCUGGCUACCAACCUGAGCAAUGCUUGACCUAUUGUAAGUUGGAAUAUCAUAUGUGGAAAAAGUUUUGUAUUUUAUCUCUUUUUCUUAAAAAAUAUUUAAAUUGUUACAGGUUAGGAAUAGAAACGGCUUUUUGUGUUUGCAAGCUAAUAUUCUGACCUUGCUCUGAGUUGAUGAACUGCCUUAGUCUAGCUUUAUUAAUUUAAGCUCCCCGAGUUCCUCCUGUGAUCCCAGUGGUACUCAAUAAAUCACUGCUAUUGUCAA
Messenger RNA from Ochotona princeps (American pika), 1426 nucleotides. It is a transcript of the gene DCK, whose product is annotated as deoxycytidine kinase. Gene Ontology annotation, cellular component: mitochondrion; cytoplasm. The coding region runs from base 232 to 1014 and encodes 260 amino acids. Lineage: Eukaryota; Metazoa; Chordata; Mammalia; Lagomorpha; Ochotonidae. Gene Ontology annotation, molecular function: ATP binding; deoxycytidine kinase activity. The record is from RefSeq and is a predicted model, not a curated record. The transcript has 8 exons. Gene Ontology annotation, biological process: nucleobase-containing compound metabolic process.